Platichthys flesus (European flounder) is the source of this 5150-nucleotide messenger RNA. It is a transcript of the gene col8a1b, whose product is annotated as collagen, type VIII, alpha 1b. The transcript is spliced from 4 exons. Gene Ontology annotation, molecular function: protein binding. The record is from RefSeq and is a predicted model, not a curated record. NCBI's taxonomy places the organism in Eukaryota, Metazoa, Chordata, Actinopteri, Pleuronectiformes, Pleuronectidae. Bases 1154 to 3370 code for a protein of 738 amino acids.
CUGACAGAGCCUUCUCUCAGUAGUCUGUGUUCAUUUUGACUGUUUGCACGUUUUAAAGCUAACGGAUAUGGACGGAUAGCAGUACCACCGCAAAUCAUGGGAUGUCGUGAUUUAUUUAAUGGCCUCACAGACCACCAGGCGCUUUUAUUAUCACAGCCAAGUUUGCUCUCCAUUCUGAGCUGCCCUCUAGUGGAUGCAUUGCUAAACAGCCAUGCCGAUGUUGACGACACAUGGGUUGAUCUGUGGGUUGUCGUGUUUUUGGUAAAUUCGCCUAGUGUUGCUUAAAACUGACCCAAUUCCAGCAAAACUGCAUUCAUCUCAGUUAAACUAAGGUUUAGUGUCAAUUUGCAAUUGUUUGUAUACAGAACCGAGAUGGGGAACAUGCGAGUAUUGUCAACGCGAGUAUGUCAACAUGCUGAGGUCGGCAAAUAAUCAAAUAAUGAGUGACAGCAUCUGAGAAAUUUGAUUUUGUCCUCAGAAAAAUUAGCCUAGUUGUGAAUUUGCUGUCAACCACUGUGUGCGCCCUGUUGUAGUCAGAAAGUAGAACCCCUCCUCUCAGCUCGCUGUUGACCCCAGCCAGCGCUGGCUAACCAAAGUGAGACCAUGCCUUUUUAAAUCUUUCCGCAUGCAAAGAAUGCAGAGAGAGGUCCAAGUCAAACAAGAAUCUUCCUCCAGGUGAUAUAUCGUCGUGCAGCUGAUUGGGUUUCCGUUCCCCCCCCUCCCCGGUUUUGCUUCUGUCUGCGAUGACCUCAAAUGCUGCAAACAUGUAGUGGUUUCCUUCUCCUCGCACAGAUCCCCGUUUCCCUCCCUCCCUCCUCUCUCAUGCAUGUACUGAUCCAGUGCUUCUCUUCUCUCUCUCUCUCUGCUCAAGCGGCUCCACCCACCUGCAGAUAAAAGCCAAGCCCGGGCAGAGCUGCCGUUCAGCGUCCGUCUGUCCCAAACUCCUCAGAGCUCUGUGAUACUUCCACCCUGCAGCAGCACAGCACGCACAAAGGGAACAGCGGGAUCGCAGCCAACACCUGGCCGGAAUCCCGUGCACGGCCACCGUCCCACUUAUGCAGCGGACAAGACCCAGAGAAGCGACGUAAAGUUGGGGGGAACCAGGGAGAGAGACGACUUUUACGUUUGAGACGAGGAGAACGCCGAAAAAAAAAUGGUGUCCGCAGCGGUCCAUUUCCUCCCUCUACUCGUCCCAGUGUUCCAGCUGUGUUUGUUACGCCCAGCCCACGGGGCGGUGUAUUACGGACACAACCAGCCACCUCACCAACCUCUGCCGCAGCACAACGACGGGUACCCUCAGCAACAGUUUUUGGGGAACGAGAUGCCACUCAUGCCAUUAGUGCCUCAGUAUGGAAAAGAACUGCCUCAGCUGCCUUUGCAAAAGGGAAAAGUGAGACCAUUGUUUGAAGGCAAAGGUCAGACAUUCCCCAGAGGGGCUAAAGGUCCACCUCCCCCUGGCCCUGGCGUAGAAGGUCUCCAAGAGGGCCCGCAAGGAGUUCAAGGCCCCCCUGGACCGACGGGACCACCGGGACCACAGGGCCCUGCCGGACAACCAGGCCAGGGAUUUCCCGGGUUACCGGGAAAGCCGGGGCCUCCAGGUCCUCACGGUUACCCCGGAAUCGGAAAGCCCGGUAUGCCGGGAUUGCCAGGGAAACCGGGAGGACCGGGGUUGACGGGACCAAAAGGCGAACUCGGUCCAAGCGGUAGCGAGGGACCAACCGGACUUCCCGGUCCCGCCGGGCUUCCGGGUCCCCCCGGACUCCCCGGGAUUUCGAAAACGGGAGGCCAGGGGCUUCCGGGCCAGCCGGGACCUCUAGGGGAACCGGGUCAAAAGGGUCCACCUGGGGUAUACGGUCCCCCGGGCCCCAAAGGAGACAAAGGAAUCGGUCUCCCCGGUUUGCCAGGUCUGAAAGGACCUGGCGGAUCACCCGGUCCACGUGGGAACGUGGGCCUCCCCGGUAUCGGUAAACCUGGCCUCAAUGGAGUACCUGGACAACAGGGACUACCAGGAAAACCAGGUCCACCUGGAGAACAAGGCCAGGCGGGACCAUUUGGGGAAACGGGUCAACCGGGACAGCCAGGUUUGCCAGGAAUUGGCAAACCGGGACAAGAUGGAUUUAGAGGUCAACCAGGGAUCUCGGGAGGUAAAGGGCAAGCGGGCCCGCAAGGCUUACCGGGGGGUCCGGGACAACCGGGUUACGGUAAACCGGGGUUCCCGGGACCCAAGGGUCACAAGGGACACGGAGGUGUUCCUGGACCUCCGGGCCUUAAAGGCGAUAACGGUCAGGGAGGCGUUCAAGGGGUCAUCGGUCCCACCGGCCUCAGCGGUACGCCCGGUCCACCGGGUCCAAUCGGCCCUCCCGGUAGUCUGGGCUUCCCGGGACAAAAGGGAGAGUACGGUGCCGGAGGAACAAAGGGAUAUCCCGGAACAAAGGGCGAAUUGGGGCCUCCGGGUCUUCCGGGACAGACGGGCAGAUCGGGAGAGGGCGGACAACCGGGACAGAGAGGUUUUCAAGGGCCUAUCGGCCCUAAAGGAGAAGCAGGUACGAGGGGUUUACCGGGCGUCCCCGGUGCUGCCGGAUUACCGGGAUCGAGAGGAGAGGGGGGAAAUUCUGGAGAAACGGGCCAGCAGGGACCUCAGGGAAUUCCAGGGAUCACGGGACCAGGGGGACCGAUCGGACCUCCAGGCCCGCCGGGCCCAAAAGGCGAAACGGGGGUGUCGGGUAAACCCGGCUAUCCCGGAGACGGUAAACCGGGAUCGCCCGGUGUCGUCGGUCCUCAAGGUAACCCCGGUCCCAGCGGCCAACCUGGAUAUCCGGGGCAACGGGGCCAACCCGGACCCCCCGGUCCUCCGGGACCUCCGUCUGUAUCUCCCGAUCUGGGACUGGUCCUCCCGGCGAGCGGCCCGUACAGCGGUCAAAGACAAGGUUACAAGAAACAGAAAAACGGAGGCGAGAGCGGCGUAGACGGCGCGGAGUUGCCGUCGUUUACGGCCACGCUCACAAAUCCGUUUCCUCUCGUGGGCUCUCCGGUAAUCUUUGAUAAACUCUUGCACAACGGCAAUCAAGACUACAAUCCCCAAACUGGUACUUUUACCUGUACCAUACCGGGGAUCUACUACUUUGCUUACCACGUCCACUGCAAGGGAAGCAACGUGUGGGUGGCGCUGAUGAAGAACAACGAGCCGGUCAUGUACACUUAUGACGAGUACAAAAAGGGCUUGUUGGAUCAGGCGUCCGGAAGCGCCGUACUCCCGUUGCGACAAGGUGACGCCGUGCACUUGCAGCUGCCGUCGGACCAGGCCGCGGGACUUUACGCGGGUCAAUACGUCCACUCGACAUUUUCCGGAUACUUGUUGUACCCGAUGUAAGCGAGCCGUUUGAAAGAAGGUACUCGAGGCGGAAGUGAAAUAGUUUACGAGGAGCGAGCGAUGGUUCUUGACGCGACAACAUACUUGAUCAAAUUCUUCUUUGCAUUAUACAACUGGGAUCCACAUGCGGUUAUCGGCAAUGAGACGUAGGAAGCGGCGAGGUGAAAAGUCAGUCAGAAAUAUCUUGGUUUUCAUCAUUUAUUUACGCUUACAUUUAUUCAUAUAUCCAUCCUCACACCAUUUAUCUGUAUCCAUGACUUUGCGGGAAUAAUUUCUUGAUUAAUGCGGCUGUAUGUCGAAGAAUUGUUUAACACCGGGCACAUACAAUCAUAUGGGUUUUAUGGUACAAUGCAUUUAAUCUGUUAUGGUAACAUACAGUGUGUUUAUCGCAUAGUUGUUAAGUUAUUGUUGUUUAUGUUAUUUGGGAAAUGCAGCUUUGAAACGUGACUAAAUGUUUAGUCUCAAGUCUGGCACCACGUGUUUGUCUCCAUCUUCACGCCACACCUCAGUUUGGAAGUAAAUGAAAGUUUGCCUGCAAUUUGGCAGAUUGUUGUCUAGUGACCAUUUGACAAAUUAGUUUUGUUUUGAGUAGAUGUUGAUUCUUGGUCAGUUAGUCUGAAUGAUCUGUAAUUUAUUUGUUUGACUACUGAUUAGUAAGCAUAACUUUUGUUUCUGUGAUCAACAGAAAUGUUUGGAAUCUACAGACAGCCAAUCUGUUCUGUCCAAAAACACUUUGCCACUAAGAUAUUUAGUAUUUGUUAGAACAGUAGUUGAAACGGUGGAUGUGGCAUUUUGGAAUGAAGUUGUUAUAAACUGUUGUUCCUGUUUGUUUGGACAAUGGUGCAAUGCAUAAGCAAAGAAAAAGAAACUGUGGCCAAAUGUGUGAAUGUUGUGUUUCUAAAUAAAAAGAACCUGUUGUCUAAAUGUGUUUUUGUCCACAAAUCUGUAACAUGUACAUCAGCAACUUGUAAAGAAGAUUGAACGUCAAUCGAAUCUUCAGGGGCGCCUACUGGCCUUUGGCGCUGUUUAAUUGAAUCGAUCAUGACGCAACACAUGUUAUGUUUAACAAUGCAGUAGCGCCACACUGUCAUCAUCCUGUGGCAAAGUGUUGUAUUUUUCCGCUCACUGCAAGAUAAAUGAUGAAAUGACUUUAAUUUAAAAUUGGCCAUUUGUAAUGACCUAGUUAUUUGACGCAUUUUCAGUUGUGUCCAAAGGGGGGGGUUGCUAUAGGUUUGUGUAUGUCAGUCACCUGUGAAGACCUCAUCCUAGUAAAUGUCCUCGUCGUGAGUAUUUGGCACAUGUCAGUCUAAUGUUGUUGGUUGUAGUCUAUACUUUGUGUGUGCAUUUGUACGCAAAUGAGGAUGCAUGACAAUUUGACAGGCUAUUGAGAGCACGUGAAAUGGAAUCUGAUGUGCAUUUUCCACACAAAUAGUACUUCCUUAAACACUGUUUUUGUGAACUUGUGUUAAGUAAUGAAUGAAAGGUCUGGAGUGUGGGGGGGGGCAAAGGAGAAGUAAAAUGCAAUCGUGUAGUCAUUAGUUGAAUGUUUUUAUUCUUUAUUUCUGUAAAUAUAGAAAUUCCCCAUAGAAAGAAAAAUCAAGUAGAUUGUGUCGUUUCCAUUGUCGAUAAAGCUGAAUUGAACGGGAGACAUUGUGACCAAUCACAUAUCGAGGUGUCACACUUUCACUUCCUCCUCCUCUGGGCAUGGAAGCAGAGAGCUAGCAUCACUUUGCCUGUUAGCAGACAUUGAUGAACCUUUCGCGAGCACAGCCACGCACAA